Messenger RNA from Lactuca saligna, 648 nucleotides. Lineage: Eukaryota; Viridiplantae; Streptophyta; Magnoliopsida; Asterales; Asteraceae. The record is from the annotation of a GenBank genome assembly.
AUGAGGUGGAGUUGUGUGUUUAGUGGUAGGUAUCCCAUAUUUAGUGGUAGAGAAUGUGGUGGUGAUGUGGCACCCACCACUAUAGUGGUUAGUGCGGAUGAAAACCAAGAAGAAGAGGUCCAACCAGGCUCCAUUUACGAGAUCUACCAUAAAAACCUUCCUCCUAGAACUCAUCUUCAGCUGAGAUCUGUUCAUGUUAUUAUGAAUUUCUGGCUGGUUAACCCAAACACUCUAGUCGGGUCGGGUCAUGUUGCUAUUAAGAUUAAAGAGAUCGAAUUGGAGAAGGAGUUGAAGAACAAUGCAAUGGGCUCAUUAGAGACCCCACAGUCAAAGGAGAGGUAUCUAGCGGCGGAGCUCAGUCUUCUAGAAGCUAUGAAAGAGAAGAACGCGAUGAUUGGGAAUCCGAUUACGAGACCCGCGCUUAGAGUUGAAGUUCAAAAGAGGAAAGAUCACACUGGUAGCUUAGACCAUCUUCUGAAAAUCGUGGCAAACAAGGUGGCGCCUGGUGGAAAUUUAAGGCUUCGAAGGUCACAUAAUACUGAUGGUGCAAUGGAAUAUUGGCUUGAAAGUGCUGAUCUUCUAAAAAUUAGGAAAGACAUCGGAGAUAGAGAUUCCUUCUGGACUCCCCCGUGGUUGGAAUCCCGGUGA